AUGUUUAUCUUCUCUACGCAUCUCAAUCUCUUUUCUUCUUCUUAUCUUCUAUUUUUGCCAUUGCCGCCCUCCUCGUCCAGUAGCAUUUCUUUCGCUUUUGCUUAUUUCAUAUUUCUUUCUUCCUCUUCCGGAUCCCACCGCCUCAUCUUUCUUCCUCCACUCAGAGUGCUACAAACUAAGAGAUUCCCCAGUUCAAUUAUGAAGUUCUUCAAGGAUAUAUUUCAACCUAUGAGAGCUUCUUUGGCUUCGUAUAGUUCUUCAACCAAUAUCGCCUUAAUGGAACCUGUCAUCUUCAAAUUGGUUAGCGUAGUUGUGGCUUCAAAGAGAAAAGAAGUGACUUUCAGCUGUUCGACGUCUACACCACAGACGAUUUGCGAUUUGCAGGAUUUCCAAGCACUAUGAUCUUGUCGAUCUGUUACUGUGUCCCUGGUAAAUAUGUGGAAUUGAGAUAAAGCAUUGGUGGUUUUCAGUGCUGAUUGGAGAUGUGUUGUUGACAACCUUUUAACCAAAAAGAGGUGCUGCAAAGGCUUCAACAAUUAAACUAUAUACUCAAUCAUCAACUACACAUGAUUCUCUCCAAACGAAUCCUUUUGAAUGAGGGUAAAAUGGUUUAUUAUUAUUAUUAUUUUUUGUUGAUGCUCCCUGUUACACGUGGACAACACUGUCCUGUAAAGCAAUCACAAACUUAUCUGACCUUAUUCAUUCUCCCCUUGGGCAAUUACCACUAACCAUUGAAGACUCGUAUGCAAACAUUCUCAAGAUACAGGAACAAGAAAACAAAGAGGAAUUUUGGCAGAAAAAUCAAGUAUGCUUGCACGAAGGCUUUAGGGGACAGUCCGCGUACAAGGAUUUUGCUAAGAGGUACUUGACUGGCAAAUCCCUUAACAGAAGUAUUCCAGCAUGGAUCAAUAGUGGAGAUACUGCAUAAUGGAGCAGUAUGAUAGAAGACACAAUAACUCUAGGAGCCGAAGCCCUGGCGUGGAUGGACAAUGUGGGCGUUCGAUAAAAUCGAUGGCGAUCAACCUUUUUUGUAUUGAUGUGCUGGUGGGACAGAAAAUGAAGAGAAGGGUAAAAUUGUCCAAAUGAUGAGAAAACCAACUAUAAACCUCUACAUUCCCUAAGAUCAAAGUAGGAUGCCUUAAUAUGACCAUUUGAGAAGUACAAUGCAAUAUUUUAGUUUCAGAUUUUUUUUUUUAAAACAAAUCUUUUUAGUAUUCUAAAGUUUAUUGUUAUUAUUAUAGUACUGAACUAUUAAAAAGGGGAAGGUCAUUGUUAUUUUAAGGGGUUUGUUUGUUAAUCUCCCAUAUUUCUUUUUGUAAAGUUUAUGUUGAAGGGUGUUGAAACAAAAAAAAGCAGAUG
Lactuca virosa is the source of this 1359-nucleotide messenger RNA. The record is from the annotation of a GenBank genome assembly. Lineage: Eukaryota; Viridiplantae; Streptophyta; Magnoliopsida; Asterales; Asteraceae.